GAGACGGAGGUUUUUGUUGUGAGGGUCGGUUGUCAAGCAGCGACCAAUCAGGGCAGGGGAUGGAGGCAAGUGGGGGUCGCCUCUGGAGCAGAGCCUCGGAUUCCGGAGCCGCAGAUGCAGGUCCGACGAAACAGUGACUCCCAGAAAUCUAUCGGAACUGCAGACACGUGGUCUUCCCGCCCCACUGCGGCUGCUGCACUUCAGGCAGCCAGCCUCCUGGAACAGAGCCUCUUCCCGUCAUCCUGGCCUCUGGGAGGACCUUCUUUUUCCCUGUUCCAAGUCACCUUGCUUGAGGUGCUCCCUCUCUAGAUUCUCAAACCCAAUUUGCAGUGCAGCUCCUGGCUCUGGUGGCUUUGCCCAGUGUUGAGCUGAGAUGGCUCAAGCCUGACAUUCCAUGAUCCAGGAUCCUGAAAGGUGCACACAGGCUGCUGCUGUGGCUGCUGUGUAUGACUUAAAACCACAGGUCCGUCCAGAGCCAGGACACAAGGCAUUCCCUCUGCCUGGAUGUGCGGGAACUCCCUGCCAACUUGAUUGGUGGCUCUGGGGGGGAUCCACCCCCACCCCACGAGGAAAGCACAGUCUGGUUUGUGGGAGCUUCAGGUGCCAGCCAGCCGAAGGAUGGCCACCCCUGUAGUCACCAAAACAGCCUGGAAAUUGCAGGAGAUCGUCGCCCAUGCCAGCAAUGUGUCCUCGCUGGUGCUGGGAAAAGGUUCUGGGCGGCUGCUGGCAACAGGCGGGGAUGACUGCCGCGUCAACCUGUGGUCCAUCAACAAGCCCAACUGCAUCAUGAGCCUGACGGGUCACACGUCCCCAGUGGAGAGUGUCCGCCUCAACACCCCCGAGGAGCUCAUUGUGGCCGGCUCCCAGUCGGGCUCCAUCCGUGUCUGGGACCUGGAAGCUGCCAAAAUUCUUCGCACACUCAUGGGACACAAAGCCAACAUCUGCAGCCUCGAUUUCCACCCGUAUGGCGAGUUCGUAGCCUCGGGCUCCCAGGACACUAACAUCAAGCUCUGGGACAUCAGGAGGAAAGGCUGUGUCUUCCGAUACAGGGGGCACAGCCAGGCCGUGCGGUGUCUCCGGUUCAGCCCUGACGGGAAGUGGUUGGCGUCGGCGGCAGAUGACCACACGGUGAAGCUCUGGGAUCUGACUGCCGGCAAGAUGAUGUCCGAGUUCCCUGGCCACACAGGGCCUGUGAACGUGGUCGAGUUUCACCCUAAUGAGUACCUCCUGGCUUCUGGCAGCUCCGACAGGACCAUCCGUUUCUGGGAUCUGGAGAAAUUCCAGGUGGUGAGCUGCAUUGAAGGGGAACCAGGACCCGUCAGGAGUGUCCUCUUCAACCCUGAUGGCUGCUGCCUAUACAGUGGCUGCCAGGACUCGCUACGUGUCUAUGGCUGGGAGCCCGAGCGCUGCUUUGACGUGGUCCUAGUCAACUGGGGCAAGGUGGCCGACCUGGCCAUCUGCAACAACCAGCUGAUAGGUGUGGCCUUCUCCCAGAGCAACGUCUCCUCUUACGUGGUGGACCUGACUCGGGUCACCAGGACAGGCACGGUGGCCCAGGACCCCGUGCAGGACAGCCAGCCGCUGGCACAGCAGCCGCCCCUUCCCAGUGUCCCCCUCCGACGCAUCUACGAGCGGCCCGGCACAGCCUGCAGCAAGCCUCAGAGGGUAAAGCAGAACUCAGAGAGUGAGCGCCGCAGCCCCAGCAGCGAGGACGAGCGGGAGGAGCGGGAGUCUCGGGCGGAGAUCCAGAACGCCGAGGACUACAACGAGAUCUUCCAGCCAAAGAACAGCAUCAGUCGGACGCCACCCCGGAGAAGUGAGCCCUUCCCAGCACCCCCAGAGGAUGACACGGCCACAGCCAAGGAGGCAGCAAAGCCCAGCCCAGCCAUGGACACGCAGUUCCCGGUGCCAAACCUCGAGGUCCUGCCCUGGCCCCAGGUCGCCACUUCCACCCCUGCACCCAAGGCCGAGCCUGCCAUCAUCCCUGCCACCCGGAAUGAGCCCAUUGGGCUGAAGGCCUCCGACUUCCUGCCCGCUGUGAAGGUUUCCCAGCAGACGGAGCUGGUUGACGAGGAUGCCAUGUCACAGAUCCGCAAAGGCCAUGACACCAUGUGUGUGGUGCUCACCAGCCGCCACAAGAACCUGGACACCGUGCGGGCCGUGUGGACCACAGGCGACAUCAAGACGUCAGUGGACUCGGCCGUGGCCAUCAGUGACCUGUCAGUGGUGGUGGAUCUUCUUAACAUCGUCAACCAGAAAGCCUCCCUGUGGAAGCUGGACCUGUGCACCACGGUGCUGCCGCAGAUCGAGAAGCUGCUGCAGAGCAAGUAUGAAAGCUAUGUCCAGACAGGCUGCACCUCCCUGAAGCUGAUCCUGCAGCGGUUUCUGCCCCUGAUCACUGACAUCCUGGCAGCCCCGCCCUCCGUGGGUGUGGACAUCAGCCGGGAGGAGAGGCUGCACAAGUGCCGGCUCUGCUACAAGCAGCUCAAGAGCAUCAGUGGCCUUGUCAAGAGCAAGUCGGGCUUGAGCGGCCGCCACGGCAGUGCCUUCCGGGAGCUGCACCUUCUCAUGGCCAGUUUGGACUGAGGAAUCCAGUGGGCGGGGGGCACCUGGCAGCCAUCAGGGCCUGGCCUCAGCCCCUACACCUAUUCCCUGUGCUCCCACGGGCCGUGAGCCUCUGCCCUGCCCCCACUGCUGCCACCCUGGAGGCGGCGGCGCUGGCACACUGGCCACCUCCAUAGCCCUGAACUCUCAGACAGUGUCUCUCCGGCACCGGCUGCCCAGCUUUGCCAACUCUUGCUUCUUGGGGCAGCAAACCGAGCCCUGGGGCUGCUGCUGUAAUUUAUAAGGCAAAUUUUAUUAAAUUUGUAACUAUU
This is a messenger RNA of Hipposideros armiger (great roundleaf bat), 2876 nucleotides long. RefSeq names its product katanin regulatory subunit B1 (gene KATNB1). The record is from RefSeq and is a predicted model, not a curated record. NCBI's taxonomy places the organism in Eukaryota, Metazoa, Chordata, Mammalia, Chiroptera, Hipposideridae. Gene Ontology annotation, molecular function: microtubule binding. The transcript has 21 exons. Gene Ontology annotation, cellular component: katanin complex. Gene Ontology annotation, biological process: microtubule depolymerization; microtubule severing. The coding region runs from base 619 to 2586 and encodes 655 amino acids.